AGGCGAUAGGUCAAAAAAAUGACCUUCCAGAAUGUUUACACUUUUGGACUAAGAGGAUUUUGAAACGUCCAGAAAUGAAAAAAAAAACAAGUGAAAAAAAAUUACUGAAAAUAUUAAAUAUCUACGACUAAGACAAAUGCAAAGGGAGCUCGAGAAUAUCUAAUUAAAUCAAGUAAAUAACUAAACAUUGUGUUCUAAAAGUUAUAUUUUUCAUUAAUUAUAUUUAACGUAAUAAUUAAAAAAACGUCCAUAGUUACGAAAUAAUAAUAAUAUCUAAUGAUAUUAGUCUGUUUAAAUAUUUUCCAUAAAAUUUCAAUAAGUAUGUGUGAAGAAUUGAAUACAUCUAAAAGUAUGCAUUUUGCAAUGCUGGGUGAACAUACAGCCGGAUUAUGGAAAUAUAACAAGAUGACUGAUAUAGUAAUUCAAGUCAAAGAAAAUUGCUUUUCUGCCCAUAAGGCAGUUCUCACUUGUUAUUCUCCUUAUUUUAAGAAAUUGCUUAUGGAACCAUCCAGAAAUUCUCUUAACAAAAUAAAAUUGAAAUCUGUUACUCCAAAAGCUUUUGAUACAUUAUUGAAUUACAUGUAUACUGGGGAAUUAAAUUUAAAUUGUCAAACUCUGGCAGAUGUGUAUCAAGCAUCCAAAAAGUUAGAAAUGUAUGAAGUUACCGAAAAGUGCAAUUUGUUGUUAAUGGAUUCUGAUAAAAAUACCACAAAUCUUUUAUACAUCUACGUAACGGCAAAAAGAUUAGGACUUCGUGAAACGUGGCAACGAGCUUUAAAUUCUAUGGCUAAAAGAUUUGAAGAGGUAAUAGUCUGUAAAGACUUUGUCGAAUUGGAUAUUGAACAAGUCUGUGAAUUUCUUUCCGUGGAUAUAAUUGGUGCCAGAAGUGAAGUAAUUGUAUUUCUGGCUGCUUUAAAAUGGCUCGAUCAUAACUAUCUGGAAAGAGAAAAAUAUAUUAAACAAGUGAUGGAUAACAUCAGAUUUUCUAUGAUGACUUUAGAAGAGAUAGUAGCUUGUUAUCAUCCACCGAUAUUGCCUGGUAUCAUAGAACAUGUGUUCGUGAGAAAUCUUAUAACCGAUGCCACGUGUUAUAUUUCGGCAAAGAUGUGUGGACAGGUUACAAAAUUUACUGAUUACAAUAACAAUCCACGACGUUACCUACUGAGCGACCAUCCUUUAGAACUAUGGAAUACAUCUGAGUAUGAUGUUACUUGUGAAACAUUAUGGGGAAAGAAAACAAAAGCAGCAAAGACGAUUCAGUCGUAUUUUAAACGUUAUCUUUUCGCUAAAAGAUUUAACAAAAGAACAAAUGAAAUUGUAAAAAUUCAAGUAGCAAGUCGCAGUCAUUUACUCAGAAAAAGUUCAAUAAAUUCACAGAAUUUAGAGGAUAUCAUCAAACAUCAAGGAGAACGUGUUUCUGUUUUAAGAUAUCAUCCUAUAGAAAACAAAUGGGAANUUGUAAAAAAUAGUAAUGGUCCUGCUGAUUGGUCUAAAAGAGUGACUAUAAAUUUGAGAAAAGUUACGGGACCGAUACAACUAAGAGAAACUCCCGUUUUAUUAACUAUAGGUGGAAUGAAUCCAACUCAAUUGCAACAGAUGGAGUGUGGUGUUUCUGUUUUAAGAAUUAGUGAAGUAAUUGUAUUUCUGGCUGCUUUAAAAUGGCUCGAUCAUAACUAUCUGGAAAGAGAAAAAUAUAUUAAACAAGUGAUGGAUAACAUCAGAUUUUCUAUGAUGACUUUAGAAGAGAUCGUAGCUUGUUAUCAUCCACCGAUAUUGCCUGGUAUCAUAGAACAUGUGUUCGUGAGAAAUCUUAUAACCGAUGCCACGUGUUAUAUUUCGGCAAAGAUGUGUGGACAAGUUACAAAAUUUACUGAUUACAAUAACAAUCCACGACGUUACCUACUGAGCGACCAUCCUUUAGAACUAUGGAAUACAUCUGAGUAUGAUGUUACUUGUGAAACAUUAUGGGGAAAGAAAACAAAAGCAGAAAAGACGAUUCAGUCGUAUUUUAAACGUUAUCUUUUCGCUAAAAGAUUUAACAAAAGAACAAAUGAAAUUGUAAAAAUUCAAGUAGCAAGUCGCAGUCAUUUAUUCAGAAAAAGAUAUCAUCAAACAUCAAGGAGAACGUCUCGAACAUUCAGAAAAAAAAUCGAUUUAAUCGAUUUGAAUAGAAUCGAUACUUUAACAAUGGAUGCUUCAUUGCAAAUGAUUGUAAAAAAUAGUAAUGGUCCUGCUGAUUGGUCUAAAAGAGUGACUAUAAAUUUGAGAAAAGUUACGGGACCGAUACAACUAAGAGAAACUCCCGUUUUAUUAACUAUAGGUGGAAUGAAUCCAACUCAAUUGCAACAGAUGGAGUGUGGUGUUUCUGUUUUAAGAUAUCAUCCUAUAGAAAACAAAUGGGAAAGAUGCUGCAAGUUACCAUUGCCACGCCAUCAUAUGGCAGCUGUUUGUUUAAGAGAGAAUAUUUUUUGUAUUGGUGGAUGCGACUUGAGGGAAACACUAAAAGGAAAUAUUGUAUCAACGUCAUCGUGUUUUCGAUUCAAUUACGUAAACGAAACGUGGAAUUCUAUGAAAUCUAUGCAUCAUUGUCGUAUGUAUCACGGUGCUGCAGUUUUGUAUGGAAUAAUUUAUGUUGUUGGAGGAAAAAAUGAAAACAAGCAGUUAUUGUCAUCAAUAGAAUGUUACGACAUUAAUACAGAUGCUUGGUUUGAGUUAAAAUAUCCUCUGAAUUGCCCACGAGUUGGUAUGGGUGUAGCUUCUCAUAAUGGUUUACUCUGGGUCGUCGGAGGAAUGAUACACUUAACAGAAGAAAACAGAGUUUAUAUUGUCAGAGAUAUCGAAUGUUUUGAUCCAAAAACAAACCAUUGGUCAUUCAACGUUGCAAAAUUACCAAUGCCGGUAACUUUGAUGGGUUUAGUGGAACACGAAAAGAGAUUAUAUAUCAUAGGAGGAUCGGGGAAACGAAAGAAUCAUAUCUGUAGUUUAACAGAGGUAUACUGUUAUGAUGACGAAUUGAAUGAAUGGAAAAAAUGUACCCCGUUACCUUCUGCAAAACACGGAUUGGUUACAACUUCACUUGCCAAAAGAAUAUAUGUAAUCGGAGGUUUAUCAUCUUUUCAACAAACAAACCACUCCGAUUUUAUCUGUUUAGAAAGCAUGAAAAAGUCAUGGUUGGCACGUGAACCAAUGCCAUUUCCUAUUUGCGGGACAGCUGUUGUUACUUUACCAACCCUUAAAAAUUUUUGAUAGACGCAAUGUAUAAAUUUUUAUUUUCUGCAUAAAAAUAAAUCUUGAAAGACAACAUCUAAAGUUUACUUUAUAAAAUUUUA
This is a messenger RNA of Centruroides sculpturatus (bark scorpion), 3329 nucleotides long. RefSeq lists its product as uncharacterized. NCBI's taxonomy places the organism in Eukaryota, Metazoa, Arthropoda, Arachnida, Scorpiones, Buthidae. Gene Ontology annotation, molecular function: protein binding. The coding region runs from base 277 to 3246 and encodes 989 amino acids. The transcript is spliced from 20 exons. The record is from RefSeq and is a predicted model, not a curated record.